This is a messenger RNA of Sorex araneus (European shrew), 1566 nucleotides long. RefSeq lists its product as uncharacterized. NCBI's taxonomy places the organism in Eukaryota, Metazoa, Chordata, Mammalia, Eulipotyphla, Soricidae. The coding region runs from base 1 to 1566 and encodes 521 amino acids. The transcript is spliced from 4 exons. The record is from RefSeq and is a predicted model, not a curated record.
AUGCGUUCCCCGGAUGACGUGCCGUUAGCCAGUGUAAGUGUAGGGCCUGAGGGCGGGCAGCAGGCCGGGGCGAGUGGGAGAGGUCCCAGGUCCCCUCCCGGAAAUGCACUAGGCCGCGGCCUGGGGGUGCCGCUUGGCGGGGAAGGUGAGAGCAGACGCCGGGGAACCCAGAGCUUAGAGCUUCGGACAGAAGGAACGCCAGCGGGGGAAGCCGUGCGUUUGGAUAGAGAACGCCGUCUUCACGCCUCAGUCAGCAACGUCACGGUCAUCCACAGCGAUGAUGGUGACCCUCAAGUGACCGGGGCCGAGACAGCUACGAGGUCUGAGGCCACCACCGUGAACAAGCUCUUCAGCACAGAGGUCCAGAGUGCCGCCAAAAACCGUCCCUUAGACAACAGCCAGGCUGAGGCUUCCGAACGCUGGAUGGGCUUUCAGACAGGGACUCGAGGCGCUUGGGCCCAGCGUCACGUAGAAGUGCCGCCGGCUUCAAUACCCCCAGGAAAAAUUGGUGUGGCUCAGAGAGGGCAGAUCUGGAGGGUCCAUAAGAGCAGCUCUAGAGGUAGGUGGGAUGUGCCCAGAGGCCGACAGUGGUGCCAUUCAGAAGGCCUGUUUAUACUCCCAUCUGAUCACGGGGAAAAAGAUGAGUCAGGAGAGAUGCAGGCGGUGAAGAUGAACGUAUAUGCAAAAGAGGGGCAACAGGCCAGCGGCAGGAGCACUGAGAUUCCCAGAGAUACAACCAGACCCGUGAAUUUCAGUGUCCAGAAGAAAGUGUGCUUUAAGCCAAACGCUUCAGUGCGUUCCCCUCCCCAGGGCAGCCCUACGGCUGUAGAGAAGCAGAGUGUUGCAAAUCAAGCCGCUUUUGUCAGGUUUCCUAAUGUGGUUUGGGGUAGAGGGCAGGGCAAGCCCACCUACUCCAGAGAUUCUGCUGCAUGCAGUCCACCAGCAGCCAAACCUAAGAUAGUUAUCCAAGAAAAGAACUCUCCUGGGGAUAACUCCAAAUUGAAUAUGGGGAGAGCCCUUCCUUCGUGGGGGCAAAGAGUUUUAGCACUCCCUUCAGAACCUACCACCUUCGCACCAAUAUCGGGUGCACCCAUGUUUGGUACGACCAAGAGGUAUUUUGUGGUGCCUCCACAAAGCAAGCAACCCAAGAACAUUUGUGCAAACAUGAAAAAAAUUGUGAUCAGAGAGCCAAGUGAAUCUGAGCAGGUGGCCAGUGAAGACGAUGACUCAAAUCAAGAUCCAACCCCCAUGGGCCAGAUGCUAGCAACCAGACUGAAGCUAUCUGGCCAGAGCAUCCAUCUUGCAGAGGGCAGCAGCAGCAGCCUUGGCACCAGUGCUCACCAAACUCAAGGAAAUGGUCAGGCCACAGUUGUGAACCAGGAAGACAUGAUGAUCAAAGGAUCUCCUCAUUCGGAUCUGCUCUCUACCUUGCCUGCAGCAACUCUCUGGUGGAACGACAUAUUACUAGCGAACAAGCAGCCUGUGAGCCUGGAACCCGUGAGCUGCAGACAAGCUGAUCAUCUUCAUGACUGCCCAAACCUGCUCCUUGUUCGCUGGACGCUCUAG